AUGAAUAAUAGUAUGAAUACUACAAUGUCAACAAAUGGUAACAGUCCCAUUUAUGAUUCCGGUGACAAUGCUUGGAUGUUAACAGCAACAACUUUAGUACUAUUAAUGACACCUGCAUUGGCUUUUUUCUAUGGUGGCAUGGUCGAUCGAAAGAAUGUUUUAAAUCAAUUAUUCUUAUCGUUUAUUUGCAUGGGCAUUGUUAUUGUACAAUGGGUUCUCUUUGGCUUUUCAUUUGCAUUUGGUCCACCUGUAAGCGAAGGUUUCGGUUCAUUUGAUUGGGCAGUAUUACGUUUUGGUGAAAUUCAAAAUUCAUACUAUAGUCCGACGUAUCCUCUAUUAACAUUUUGUAUGUAUCAAGCUACAUUUGCAGUUAUUACACCAGCCCUCAUUUCUGGUGCUAUAGUUGGUCGAAUGAAAAUGAUUCCGUAUAUGAUAUUCGUAUUGAUUUGGUCAACGGUAUGCUAUGAUCCGAUGGCACAUUGGGUUUGGGGCAGUAAUGGAUGGUUGAAAACAUUGGGCGCGCUUGACUUUGCUGGUGGAACGGUUGUUCAUAUUUUUUCAGGCGUUUCAGGUCUUGUCGCAUCGACUAUACUAGGAAAACGACAUGACUAUGAUCCGCGAAGUACCACUGCUCAUAAUCUACCGUUUACAAUUUUAGGAACAUGUCUAUUAUGGGUGGGUUGGAAUGGAUUUAAUGCUGGUUCUGCUAAUGCUGCUAGCGGUAUUGCAGCUCUUGCACUGGUAAAUACAAAUGUGGCUGCUGCUUCUGCAUUGGUAACAUGGGUAGUAAUUGAUGCUGCACGUGGUCAUAUAGCAGUUUCAGGUGCUUGUACAGGUUCUAUUGUUGGUCUUGUAGCUAUUACACCAGCAUGUGGUUUUGUUCAACCUGGUUGGGGAUUACUCAUAGGUAUUAUCGGAGCCAUCAUUGUCUAUUGUCUUCUGUUGCUUAAGCGAUAUAUGCGAUUUGAUGAUACAUUAGAUGUGGCUGUUGUUCACGGUUGCGGUGGUAUAUCUGGUGCUUUCAUGACAGGACUAUUUGCUCAAAAAAUGGUGAAUCCCGGUGGUGCUGAUGGAGCUUUUUAUGGGCAUCCUGCUCAACUUUGGUAUCAAAUUGCAGCCAUUCUUACUGCAGUUGAUAAAUACCAAAACUGA
This is a messenger RNA of Rotaria socialis, 1152 nucleotides long. The record is from the annotation of a GenBank genome assembly. NCBI's taxonomy places the organism in Eukaryota, Metazoa, Rotifera, Eurotatoria, Philodinida, Philodinidae.